UCGAUACGUUGUUUGCUUUGCCUGCUAUUUGCGAUCAAAAUAAUCAUUACCACAUCCACUGUGUCAAAGAAUAGUUGUGAUUGCAUUGUCUUAGUGAAUUUCGAUAAUGGGUGCCCUGGCCAGCAGGCAGAACGCUGGUGUAGAGGAGGCCGAUGUCGUGUCGAAUCAUGCAUACAAAUAUCCACCUCGCUCAGGUAACUACUUCGGCAGCCACUUCAUCAUGGGUGGCGAGAGAUUUGACACUCCGCAGCCUGAAGCUUACUUGUUUGGAGAAAAUGCAGACUUGAACUUCCUGGGCAGCCGCCCUACUCCUUUCCCGUACCCACCACCACAAUCAAAUGAACCGACCAAAACUCUCAAAAGCCUUGUAAACAUCCGCAAAGAGUCACUCAGAUUCGUCCGCUGCCCGGAACCGGUGGGCAAGCUGGUGGAAAACAACAAGAUUGGAGACGGCGUGAACAAACCCAUGGAGAAUGGGAAGGGGACGUAUUAUAAUAUAGAGUUUACGUUUGACUGUGAUGCCAGGAUUGCCAUCACUAUAUUCUACUUCUGCACUGAGGAAGUUACUCCAACUGGUGUUGUGUACUACCCCCGUGACCCAGCCAUGACCUCCCAGACAUACCACUAUAAGAAAGGCGCCAACCAGCAGUUCUGUCAGCUGGCCCACGUCUUCGACCCGUCCCGACAUGCUGACGAGGAACUAUUAUACAACGCAGACACGGAGAUCAUCCCCGUCGCUAUAUACUGCGUCGUGGAUGAGGGGCAGGAGGAAAUCCGCCAAUCGCACACUACAAUAGCAGUAGUGGAAAAGCACUCUGACGGCACUUACGUACUGAAGGCCCUCAAACAGAAGCUGUUCGUGGACGGGCUGUGCUACCUGCUGCAGGAGAUCUACGGCAUCGAGAACAAGAAUCUCGACACUAAGCCAAGCUCCGACGAGGAAACCGAAGAAGGCGGCUCGGAAUGCGUCAUCUGCAUGUGCGACGUCCGCGACACCCUCAUACUGCCGUGCCGCCAUCUUUGUCUGUGCAACUCGUGCGCGGACUCCCUGCGGUACCAGGCCAACAACUGCCCGAUCUGUAGAGCCCCGUUCAGGGCGCUGCUGCAGAUCAGGGCUCUACAGCGGGCCACCGCGCCGCCGCCCCCCGCGAGCCCGCCGCUGGGGAGCAUGGAGAACAUCCCCUCGGGCUACGAGCCGGUGUCGCUGAUCGAAGCCCUGAACGGGCCGCACCCCGCGCGCGCGCCGCCCGCGCUCGCGCCCGCCAUCGCCAGCCCCGACACCGACACCGCCUCGCAGGCGGCCGAGAUCCUGAACCGCUGCAACCUCGAGCGCAGCUCGUCCACCAGUCUCGGCAGCGCGCUCAACAACACACAUGCUCUCACACCUGAGUUCCGCAUGUCGGUGCUGUUGGCGCGUGAGCAGGAUGGCAGACGUGAGCGCGCCGCCAGCCCGCUGCUGCGCGAGCCCGCGAGGGUCAGCCCCGAGGCUGUCAAUAAGUCAUCCCUAAGCCUGGAAUAUCCCGCGGAGGCGUCCGUCCACGAGCCCAGCUCCGAAGACGAGGGUUCCGCCGAGCUGGCCCCCGCGGAACCCGAGCCGGCCGAGGAACACGAACCCGACAGCGACGCCGAGCGACUCUCGCCUCUAUUGACACAGCCGCAACCACCAUUACAGCAUAACGGGGUGGGUCACCUGGGCGCGCGGUCGCGCACGCGCUCGCCGCUGCCGGCGCUCGCGCACAUCGACGACCCCGACCACCCCGCCUCCCCCCGCGCGUUUAGUUUGGACUGCCUAUGUAAAUCAAUUACUCUGAAAGAAAACCUCCCAAAUAAAACAUGUGAAAACACAAACUUUAGACUGUAUAGGUUCAAUAGGGUUGGUAAAAGUUGGUUGUUGGUGAAAGCAGCGAGCUCUGCGGGCUCGGCGGGGUCGCCGCCGGCCGAGGACUCGGACUAUUUCACGCCGGAGGACACUGCCACCACCAUUCUGACCGUGCCCAAGCACAAACAUGCUGAGCUGAUGAGCAACGGGCCGGUGGCCGGCGACGGCACUCCGCAGCGCUGGGCGCUGCCGCAUCGCGUCACUUCCUUGCCAGGCACGCCGCUCUCGCAAUCGUCAGUGCGUUCAUCAGGCGACUCUUACAGCUCCACGUCGUCGACUCGUCAGCUGCUGGCGGCCGCGCCGCUGCCCGCCGACACCGCGUGCUAGCGCCAACCGUGUGUUAUAACCGCGCAUGUUGCUAUACCGGGUAACACCUA
Molecule: messenger RNA, 2256 nt
Organism: Cydia amplana
Lineage: Eukaryota; Metazoa; Arthropoda; Insecta; Lepidoptera; Tortricidae
Gene: Mrgn1
Product: probable E3 ubiquitin-protein ligase MGRN1
Exons: 14
Coding region: 107-2206 (699 amino acids)
Biological process (GO): protein ubiquitination
Cellular component (GO): cytoplasm
Molecular function (GO): ubiquitin protein ligase activity
Source: RefSeq, a predicted model, not a curated record